AUGCAUGUUGUGGCGCAGAUGACACACACGAGUACUCAACCUUCGAACACCAAAGCGGCACCGUUCUCGAAGCACGAAACCAUCAAAUUCGAUCACUCCGAUGAUAUGCACACCCCGAAAACUGCCGACGUACGACAAGUGAAAACAAGCGUUGAUGCGCUAUGUGCACAAACACAUCGAGCAGCCAUGCAUUUCGCCGAGCUGGUGCACAAUCUUCGUGGUUUAUCACAACAAGAGAUCACCUCAAUCUCAAACAAGGAUUGCACGGCGUUCGUUGAUGGACUAGCGAUGUGUGGAUCAGCCAACUGUAUAGCGCAUUUGGCCACGCUGAUCAAUCACGGUGCUGCAUCCGAGAGUGUCUUCUCGGCGUUGGCAUUUGUUCACAAUCCCGAUAAAGCAGUGAUCGAUCAUGUGGCAUCGUUCAUCGCUCGUGUUCCUCAUCAAGGUCUAUUGGGUGUUACUUCUCUGGUACAAUCCUACUGUUUAUCGCAUCCUCACUGCGGUACCGAACCCGGUGUGAAACGUAUCAUUGACGCACUUCUGCAGAAAAUUCCUCGUGGAUGCACAGUCGGAAAACAUUUCGCUGAAGUGGAGAAAGCAGUUUACGUACUGAAAGCAAUAGGUAACAUUGGAAAUGAGGAUAUCUCAUUGACAUUGCUAAACGAUUGCGUUGCAAAUGAAAAGAAUCCGCUGGAAGUGCAGCUGAGUGCAAUCGAUGCUCUCAGGCGAAAACCAUGCACCGAUAAACGCAAUAAGAAUAUUGAUCAUUUGUUCUUCGAUGAAGAGGAGGAUGAAGAGGUACGAAUAGCGGCAUUUGCACAAUUAAUGGAAUGUGCUGAUGAGGCGAUUGUUGAUAAAGUUAUCGAUCAUUUCCACAACGAAACAUCCAAUCAGGUUGGUUCAUAUGUUUGGUCGUAUUUGAAUGCGAAACGACGUUCGUCGAAACCUGGAAAUGAGGAGUUGCAAAGGAUUCUGAAAAAGAAACACAUCCCACAGCGUUUCGAUUUGGAUCCUCGUCGCUUCUCGCGUUUCUACGAAGUGGGAUACUUCGAUCCUGAAAACAAUUACGGUGGACAUAUGGACUCAUCGGUUAUAUUCUCACCAAAAGGCUAUAUACCACGCGGGGUGAACUUCAACUUCACGAUACAUCUCUUCGGAAAGAGUUUGAAUAUAUUGGAACUGGAUGCUCGGGCUGAAGGGCUGGAGCAGCUUGACAAUGAACUGUUCGGCGCAGAUGGCUAUAUCUCGAAUCCAAACGGUCAUGUCUUCCAUGACAAAAAAUUCCAAUCGCAUAAUGCUAAAGUGAAUCAGCUAAAAGUUUUGUUCCAGAAAAAAGGCGACUUCAUUGAAGAUCAACUCUCGGGCAGCUUAUCUGCAAGGAUGUUUGGUGACGAUGUGAAAUACUUUGCAUUCGAAAAGGACCAUUUCUUCGAGAAUGCGAAAGAGUAUUUCGCAUUGGAUAAGACAUUGCCGAAAUUAGCGAAGGAAAUGAAGUUUGAGAAAUCACGGAAUUUGAUGCUGGUCGACGUACGUCGAUUACUACCAACGGUUUGCGGUCUUCCUCUGCAAAUCGCACUGAACGCAGCCGUGAAAUCGAAAGUUUCAUAUAAAGCAAAAUUGAAUCUGGUCGAUCUAUUGCAUCAACGACCAAAUGCGGAUGCUUUGUUGGAAGCUCAGCCAUCGGCAUCAGUUUUCGCAACACUGUCAGUAUCGUUGUUGGCUGCCGAGGCAAAAUCCGGUGUUCGCUGCGAAUCAACGUUAUACUCAGCGACGAGUGUUUCUGGUGAAGUCUCACUUAAAGAUGGCAAAAAAUUCUUGGCGAAGAUCAAUCUACCUGAUGACGAUGCAAAACUGGUGCAUUAUGAACGGAAGAUCUCACGAAUUGAUAAUAAUCGCAUAACGGCAAUUCCAACACCUCAAGCUCCAGGCUCUAAACAUCACUAUUGUACAAGUUCAACGACUGGUAAAGUGACUGGCCUGAAAAUGUGUGCUGAGUGGCAAAACAAUUAUCCGUCUGUGCUCGCUGAAGUGUCAGUAGAAAAAGUGGACCCACAAUUGAAAUCGUAUGAGCUGAAGAUCGAUCACGAAAGCAGUAGGGGAGAGGAUCUGAGGGAUAUGCGACGAAUGUGCUUUGUAGAAAUGGGUAGAAAUCUGCAAGAUGCUCAUCAAAAGAUGUUGAUGAGCGUGGAUACACCUGGUUCAAAGGUGAAUCGCAAAAUGGAGACCAGUUUUGACUUAUCGAUUCCGCGCAAAACGUUGAAAAUGAACGUGAUAACACCAUUCAAGAAGAUUAUGGUCGAUGGCAAUCUGGUGGAGAAGAGACCCAGGCAGGAAUACGAUGCGAAGUUGAAGUUGAAUAUCGACGAUCGAAAACACUACGAUUUGGAUGGCUCGUUCAAGGCUGGCACACACCAAGGCCGUACCAAAUACACACUAACAGCAAAGACUCUGGCAGGCAGUGCUGAAACGGCGGAUUUGAAGACGGAAAUAGAAUACAGCGGUCGUAAAUCACCGUAUGCAAGUGUUGACUUCCAUCUGGAUAAAGUUUUCGAGAAACCAAUCGUUUUCAAAACAUUGAUGAAUUUGGCCGGUCCACACUAUCAGUCGAAACUGGAAUAUUCGGGACCAAAAUUCAACGGUAAACUCGACGGUGACUUGCACCAUACAGGAGGUUUCUCGUAUAAAGGCUCGGUGAAGGGCGAUUAUCAAGUGGGAAACGAGAAGAAACAUCUGCUGAAUAUCGGUAGCGAACAAACGUUCAAGAUGAAAGGCAAAGAUCACAAUCUGAAGAAUUCCAUCAGUGUUGAGUCAAGUUCGCUGGGUAAAUACGACUAUACGGUUUAUUCGAAACGUGAAGGAAACGACAUGAAGAACGCCAUCGAAGUGGAUUAUCGAGGAAAGAAGUCAACGGUGAACGUGGACAUCAAACGCAAUGCAAACGAUUUAUAUACGGCAAUUGCGACGGCAAAAUGCGAUCGACUUGGAGUGAACCACAAGGCGAAUAUUGCCUAUCAAAAUAAGUUCCCAAUGCAAUUCCAACUGAAAGUUGACGCCGAAACACCGACAAUGAAAAAUAUUCAUGCUGGUGUGGAAUAUCAAAUGAGGUCCAGUCCAAAAUGGACGUUCAACGGAAAAGCGCGAUUGGCCUAUCCAGGUAAAGAAUUCGUGGCCACCGAACAUAUUGACGAACAGGUUGCUGGUAAAUAUAAGGCAGUAACAAUGGUACAAUGGGAUCGAAACGGUAAAGUGGACGUGAAUUCAGAGAUUCUCUUCAAACCGAAGGAGCAUGAGUAUUCAAUAGAUUCAGUGGUGAAUGUGGCCGGUAUGCGUGGGCCAAUCCAUUUGAAGAAACAUGUCAAAUAUCGUCAAGAUCACUACAAUGUUCACUGGCAAGCAAAGCACGGCAAUGUAAUUGUCUACGAGAUAAUCGGCAGUACAAACGGCAAAUUCGGUGCACCGCAGAAGAUCGAUCUCGAUGUGAAGUCACAAAAAUUCGAUCCAAAGUUCCACUAUCAUUUGGCUGGAAACGUGCAACCGACAGCUGAUACGAUGAAGCUGGAUGCGGUGAUCAAGAAGGACAAUCGUCAAGUGGCGAAAGGCGAUAUCCUGGUUCCGAAGAAUUUCAAGGCUCCAUCGCAGAAAUAUUCUGGUCAUUUCGAUUGGACUUACGAAAAUGUUCGACUUUUCGAUCAGUUUCUGAACUCUUACUUCGGCUUUUCACUCAGAAUUCAAUUGAAAAACAUUGUAUUCUGA
Molecule: messenger RNA, 3753 nt
Organism: Anisakis simplex (herring worm)
Lineage: Eukaryota; Metazoa; Nematoda; Chromadorea; Rhabditida; Anisakidae
Source: the annotation of a GenBank genome assembly